Molecule: messenger RNA, 696 nt
Organism: Candidula unifasciata
Lineage: Eukaryota; Metazoa; Mollusca; Gastropoda; Stylommatophora; Geomitridae
Source: the annotation of a GenBank genome assembly
AUGUUACGUAUUCAGCAGAAUGAUAUGGAAACUAUUAUCCUAGUGUUCAGUAAAACACUUUAUAAAGGUAACAGGCCGCCACCAGGAAGUCCCUGGCCAAUGCCGAAAGUCUGGCACCACGAAUCAUAUGUCUUAAUCUUCACUCCGUCGAAUUUAACUUUCAACUCUGACCUUAAUGAUUGUGACCUGAUAGAGGCAGCCUACAAACGGCUUCUGCUACAGUUGGAGACUGCAGCUCAUUACAUUAAAGUCCGGAGAGGUGAGGGUGGGAAGUCCGUUCCACACAAGAACGGCAGCGUACACAGUACAGCAGACAACAGUGGUUAUGUCCCGCUGCGAGAGAUCCAAGUCAAGGUUGAGGACAAAUCGUGCCCUGAUUAUCCCCAGUUUGGUGUCCAUGAAAACUGUUUUCAAACCCUGGGUCAGCUGAUGUAUAUGGUUGAGAACAAGUGGAUGGUCAACAAAACCUUUAUUCGUGAUGAACCCCGCUUCGGACACAGAGGCUUUCACCUGGACACCGCCCGUCACUACUACAGCGUGAACAUCCUAAAGCAAAAUCUGGUAGGGAAACUGGUAAAACUUCUCUUGCCCUUUUUAUUUUUAUUUUACAGUCUGAUGAACGUCUUCCACUGGCACAUCGUGGAUACGCAGGCAUUUCCUUACAAAAGUGUUACAUUUCCCGAGCUGGCGCAGAAG